Molecule: messenger RNA, 825 nt
Organism: Apodemus sylvaticus (European woodmouse)
Lineage: Eukaryota; Metazoa; Chordata; Mammalia; Rodentia; Muridae
Product: X-linked lymphocyte-regulated protein PM1-like
Exons: 8
Coding region: 1-825 (274 amino acids)
Biological process (GO): meiotic cell cycle; spermatid development
Cellular component (GO): synaptonemal complex
Source: RefSeq, a predicted model, not a curated record
AUGUGCAAACACAGCCAAUCAGCAAAGGGCUUGACUGAGAUCGGUUUUUCUCCUGUCCAAAUACUGUUACCCAGUGUGCUUUGUGGUGGCCACAAGGACGAGUUCUUGACGAAGAAGCCAAACCCCAAACUACCUCAAAAUCCUGAAGCUCCUCUGAGCCUCAGAAGUGCUGGGAUUUCAGACAUAAUUCAGUCCAGGCUGGAGAAUUGGUAUUUAUCAAGUGAUAAACAAGAUAGGAAUGCUUCAGAAGGGGACAUUUUUGAAGAACAUAAUCUAGUAAUGCAUAAUAAUGGGAAUGCAGAUGCUGAAGAAAUACUUGGAGAUACACGAUCUCAAGUGCAAAAUAUUGUGGAAAAAUUUAAAGGUGACAUUAACAAGACUCUUCACGUAAAAAGAAAAUCCAUGGAAACUUAUGUCAAAGAUUCUUUCAAAGACAGUAAUGAAAACUUAGAACAAAUUUGGAAAGUGAACAAACGGGAAAGGAAGAAGGUCAACAACAAAUUUUGUAAGCAGUAUAUAUCUACAUUUCAGAAGUUUGAUAUGGAUGUACAGAAAUACAAUGAAGAACAAGAAAAUUCAGCUAUCAAUUUCCAAGCACAACAAAAAACAUUUAAACUGUCAACAAGUAGUCAGAACCAGUCCCUGAAAGCAAUUAGAGAAUUGCAUGAGAGUUUCAUGCAGGGUUUGAUGAACUUGGACACCAACAACUAUGAUGUGCUUCUUGAUGUAGAUGGUGAACUGAAAAAGGAAAUGUCUGCGUUUAAAAGAAGCAUCAUGAAGCAUACUCUGAAGUACUCUUCUACUUUUGAUGCUACUUCAGACUAA